Messenger RNA from Pseudovirgaria hyperparasitica, 2115 nucleotides. RefSeq lists its product as uncharacterized. Lineage: Eukaryota; Fungi; Ascomycota; Dothideomycetes; Acrospermales; Acrospermaceae. The record is from RefSeq and is a predicted model, not a curated record. The coding region runs from base 1 to 2115 and encodes 704 amino acids. The transcript has a single exon.
AUGCCGAUAGGACCAGAAAAAGCGCUGCCUCUGCCAGCAGGAUUCGACGACGUGGACUCGUACGUGGACUCGUUGCUCCAUUUUGGGACGUCGUCAUGGCUUCUGCAAACCCUGUGCGGCGGCGUGCACAUUCUCGACUUCUUCACGCGGGACCCGGACAUCUACUCGCAGAUCCUGCCACAGGAUUGGCGGGACUGGUUCGAGAAGCAGGAGGACAUCAUGCCGAUUCUGGAUCUCUUGAUGCGUGAUGACCUGGGUGUGCAUCUUCAGUCUGCGAGUGGUUGUGAUGGUGGGGAGAACGUGAAGACUUGUUGGCAAGGGGGCCCACCGCCGGCGUCGCUUGUCGAGUAUAUCGCUGAUGUGCGUCGACAUCUCCUGGACCGCCGGUUUGAGCCCUUGCAAGCACCACCGCCUACGAAGCCGGAUGUCAGAAUGCACAAGCAUGGCAUAACCCUGCAGAUCGCGGUCGGCAUGAAAGACAAGAAAGUCCACGAGGUCGACAAUUUUGCUAGAUAUGUGGACAGACUGACUGCGGAUAUUGCCGCGAGUAAGUCGCGCAACAUCACGCAUCUUGUCGACUUUGGAUCGGGGCAGAACUAUCUCGGCAGGGCGCUGGCGAGCGAGCCGUAUAACAAGCAUCUGAUUGCGGUAGAGAGUAAGCCGCAUAAUAUCGAGGGCUCAAAGAUCAAGGAUAUGCGCGCGCAGAGGUCGAGGAAGCCGGUCGUUAUUGUGAACAAGAAAGCUCACCGCACCGAGCGCUAUGGUUUGAACGCGAGGAAUGGCUACAAGAAAGGGGAGACUCCGAAGCCAUUGCGUGAAGGUCUUGCAGAGAGUGCUUCCCCGAUAACUGAACCUACUCCAAAUGUCGCUCCAGAGCACGCAAAGAUGUACAAGGAGGCCUCAGACAGGGGGCAAUCAGCAACAGAUUUGACAAGGGGGCCGGUGAGGGCAAAGUUGGACAUCCCGCAGGAGGGCAAGGGCACGACGCAGUAUGUCGCGCACAGGAUAGAGGAUGGAGAUCUGUCUGUGGUGAUAGACCAAAUCGUAGACACUGACCAGCUUCCUGAUGCCACCAAAGACAUGUCCUCUCUCGCGAUCACAGAUUCCAUCUUAGCAGAGACCAAGGCCCAAGAACCCAACCUCAUGACAAUAUCCCUCCACUCGUGCGGAAACCUGCUCCAUCAUGGCCUCCGCACCCUGACCCUCAACCCGAAAGUCAGCGCUGUCUGCAUGAUCGGCUGCUGCUACAACCUCGUUACAGAACGCCUCAGUCCUCCCUCAUACAAACUCCCUUCCCUUCGAUCCAACCAUCCUCGCCUCAUCUCGACAUCAAAUGCACGCGAUCCCCACGGUUUCCCCAUGUCAACCCGCCUCGCAACCUACAAAAUGCCUCCCCUUGACCUCCCCAAACACAUCCUCACCAACCCCGCCAUGACAGACGGCAUCGACGACAUAUCUUCCCUUCCCCGCGGCGAAGGCAUAAACCUCAACAUCACCGCACGUAUGAUGGCCGUGCAAGCCCCUCAAAAUUGGGGCCCUGCCGACAGCGACGCCUUCUUCACCCGCCACUUCUACAGAGCCCUCCUACAACGUAUCUUCCUCGACCUAGACCUGAUUCCGGCCCCGAUACCAACAGCAUACACAAUGUGCUUUUCCAAGGACACACCCGCGCACGACCGCGCUUCGCAGAAUCGUCCGCCGCGCUCACCCGCGGGCAGCGGCAGCGGCGGCGACCCCAUCAUCAUCGGCACGCUCAAAAAGGCAGCAUAUGCGUCCUUUGUCAGCUACGUGCGUGCGGCAGGUGAGAAGUUGGCCGGCACGCUGACGGCGUACGACCACCACUCGGCGCCCAACCCGGCGAUCGCAACUGGUCUGGCAGCACUGACGGACGAGGCGAUUCUGGAUUACGAGCGGCGGUAUGCGCAUCGCAAGCGGCAGCUGAGCGUGGUGUGGUCGCUGAUGGCGUAUUCGGCGGGGGUGGUGGAGGCGAUUAUGGUGGUGGAUCGCUGGGCUUGGUUGCGGGAGCAGGAGUGUGUUGGGGAGGCGUGGGUGGUGCCUGUGUUUGAUUAUGCGCUGAGUCCGCGCAAUUUGUGUGUUGUUGGGGUGAAGAAGUAG